AGGACCGGGUAGCGCUCGGCGCGGGGCGGGCGCGGGGGGGCGGCGGGGCCGGGCCGGGGGCGCUGCGGGCGCUGCUGCCGCCACGCACCGGGGGCCGCCGGGGGGUCCCGGCUCCGGGGCCUCCUCGCCAGCGGCGAGUGCGCGGCGCCGGCCCGGCCGAGAGGCGUCGUCGGCGCGACUGGAUCGCUCCUUGCCGCGGCGGCUGCCAAGGGACCGUCGCCGUCUCGUCGCCUCAGCGUCGCUGUCUGGGCCCAGCCCGCGCCGCCGCCCGCCUUACCUUCGUCCCCGGCCGGGCCUGCGGGAUGUUCAUCUUAAAGAUUCUGUGAAGAUGAAAAGGCAUAUCUUAUGGCUUUAUGAAAUAUAAAGCAAUACUGUCUGACAUGACGGCAAAAAAUGUUGGUGUGACUUCCACAAAUGGAGACUUGAAAGGAUUUAUAGAUCAGAACCAGAGUCCGACAAAAGGUAAUAUUUCAGUAAUCACAUUGCCAGUUUCCAGCACCAACUCUCCCACUAAGAUUUUGCCAAAAACCUUGGGACCAAUCAAUGUGAAUGUUGGACCCCAAAUGAUCAUAAGCACACCACAAAGACUGACCAGUUCAGGGAGUGUUCUGAUCGGGAGCCCGUAUACCCCAGCUCCAGCCAUGGUCACACAGACACACAUAACAGAGGCGUCCGGCUGGGUCCCAGGGGAGCGAAAACGGACUCAAGAAAUUAUAGAGUCAGAUUUUUCAGAAAGUAAGAGAAGCAAGAAAGGAGAUAAAAAUGGGAAGGGUCUGAGGCAUUUUUCAAUGAAAGUUUGUGAAAAAGUUCAACGUAAAGGAACAACUUCAUACAAUGAAGUCGCUGAUGAGCUCGUAUCAGAAUUCACAAAUUCUAACAGCCACCUAGCAACAGAUUCACAGGCUUAUGAUCAGAAGAAUAUUAGACGGAGAGUUUACGAUGCCCUCAACGUCCUGAUGGCAAUGAACAUCAUUUCAAAGGAGAAGAAGGAAAUCCGAUGGAUUGGCCUUCCCACAAACUCAGCUCAGGAAUGUCAGAAUCUAGAGAUAGAAAAACAGAAGCGGAUUGAAAGGAUAAAACAGAAGCGAGCCCAACUGCAGGAACUUCUACUGCAGCAAAUAGCAUUUAAAAACUUGGUACAAAGAAAUCAGCAAAAUGAACAGCAAAAUCAAGGCCCUCCAUCUUUGACCUCCACAAUACAGCUGCCUUUCUUAAUAGUCAACACUAGCAAAAGAACAAUUAUAGACUGCAGCAUAUCAAGUGAUAAAUUUGAAUACCUCUUUAAUUUCGAUAAUACUUUUGAGAUUCAUGAUGACAGCGAGGUGCUGAAGAGAAUGGGAAUGUCCUUUGGGCUUGAAGCAGGCAAAUGCUCAGCUGAGGACCUAAGAACUGCAAAAUCACUGGUGCCAAAAGCUUUAGAAGGCUACAUCACAGAUAUGUCUGCGGGAUUUUCAUGGAUAAACCAAGGGUUACUUUCAAGUUCAGCACAAGCAGUUUCCCAUUUUGAGGCAGCUGGAGGCACUUACGAUGCUAAAUCAAGCGAGAAUCCAGGGUUGUGUUUGGAUGCUGAAGUGGCCUUAGCAACCGGGCAGCUGCUUGCCCCUAGCAGUCAGCAGUCCAGCAGUGCAGCGUCCCGGGGGGAGACACCCUGCUCCUUCAACGAGGAAGAUGAAGAGGAUGAAGAUGAGGAUUCUUCCUCCCCAGAAUGAGGACAGUAGAAAAUCAAAUAUACAAAAUGCUGCUCAGAAAUUCUUUAAGGGAGUUCCUGGUUGGAUUUUACUGGUUUCUUGCCUUGGUUUGCACUGCGUUUGGUAAACCAAAACGGAAGCUUCAAAACAAGUUUAUCCAGAGCUGAAAUUGAAGAAUUGUGUAACUGAACACAGAGUGACAUGCAGAGACAGAGCAAAGUGGGUUUUAUAAACUAUAAAUAAGGAAAAGAACAAAGUCCCUGGAGAUUUGGCAAAGUAAACCUUAAGAUCAUCUUUUCCACUUUGGGACUCAAGUCUCUGUCUUCCCCUUGUCUUUUUCAGAUGGAGAAGAAAACAGUCAGUCAGUAAAAGCCAAUUCUUGUGUUGUCUUUUGGCUGGGCUGCCUUUAGAAAAAGGGGGAGAGAGCACACACAAAUGUGCUAAAAUCAUUAUUUUAAAUGAUUUUUUAUGAAAGUGGCUAUAGGGAAAAGGGGCUGUUAAAAUGUUUGCUUUUUUUCUGUUCAACUUGCUGUAUAGAAGAUUCUUAAAGUAAUAUAAAUUGCAAGUGAUUAAAUGAAUCUUGAAAUAGUUUAUAUCCAUUUUAGAUACUCUAAAAGUAACAAGAAGCAUUAGUAUAAAAGGUUCAUAUGUUCAUUUAUAUUGCAGGCCUAAUUUAUUAUAAAUGAUUAUUCUUAGCUAUUAUUAAAACAGUCAGGAAAAAAAAAACAGUAUUCUCUGCACCAGCUUUUUUCAAGGAAAAUAAGUAAAAAAAUUGUAUUUCUAGAUUACAGCGUAUUCAGUGUAGCUUCUCCUUUAUAGUUCUAACCUUAUAUAAUCCCUUUGAUAUUAGAGCAUGUCUUGUAUUUUUUACAAAAGGCCUCCCACCAUAAUAAGGAUCUCAGGCAGUGUGUUUUCAAGGCAGUCUUUUCAGAUUUGGGGUGAGCAGGUCACAUAACUUUUAAAGUCAUAGGCUGAGGUUCAAUAAUACAUCAUUUCAUGUUUUACAUUCUGGUCAGUUUGGAUUCUGACAGACUUUCUUAUGCAACUUCAGUUGCAUUCACCUUGAUGCACCUUUGAAAGUUGUAUCAAACCAUGUAAAAUAGUCUGUGGCUCAAGUUACCCAACACAUAUCCCAUGUGAACUGUUAAACUUAAACUUGCAGCAGGAGGCUGUGUUUUCCAUAGCUAACAUCACAUCCAAUCAUAAAGACCUUUUAAAAAAGCCAAAACCUUGAAUAUCAAUGCAGAAUGCACUGUAAACGUAGUGUUCCCAUGGUGUUCCAGUGCCCAGCCUCUGGGUUAACUAGCCUCUAAGUUAACUAUGUCUCAUGAGGUAAAUCUUUCCAGUUUUUCCAGUGUCUGCAGGGGGUUGCCCCGUGUCUCGGCUGUCCGAGGCAGCUGUCCUGGCUCUGUUCCUGCACUGGGGGAUGAGGCAGCUUGUGCUGCUGCUCACCUGAGCAAUGCAGCAGCUAGCCCUGGGCUGCUGGCAGCAUCACUCUCACAGCCUGGGCUGUGUCCACAUCAUCUUCUGCAGCCAAACCUGCACUCAUUCAGGCCAGCAAGAUCCAAAAGCACCGAGCCCGAGCUACAGAGAGAAAAUGAGGCUCCAGCUCAAGAGCUGCCUGGCUGUGUGCAGGAGUUAGCCCAGGGCUGGCUGCUCACAGGACAGGUAAAACUGUGAGGCGUAGACAAGCACCACCCGCAUGUGUACAUUACAGACCAAAGCAUCCAGAUAGAAACUUCUCACAGGUAAUUCAAACUCCUGCAUGUGAGGAGUACCUGAGGGCAGCACCAGUAUGUAGGGAUGGCUCCUGACUGAGCUGUCUGUUAUACACAAAUGAACAGCAAAUGCACAAACUAAAAUGGCUACUAUGGCAUUCACCCUUGGGGCAAGACUGUUCAGACCAUCCUGUGCUCAUGGCUCACAGGCAGACUGAGGGCUUUACAGCCCCUCACUUCCACUGAAUCUGAAACACUACCUCCAUACUGUUGUCACAUAUAUAUAGCAGGACUUCCAUACUAUCAUCUCUUUAUCACAAAAGCUUUGUACCUUUUUGGUGUUUUCUGGUGAGCAGCUCCUCCAAGCACACUUUUUCUCCCUCACCAGGUAGGCAACUGACUCCAGCUCCCUUCCCACUUCAGGGAGUUCCUUCUCAACUAACUAACCCACUCUUUCAUAGCUCUCUUAUUCUUAUUAGUUACAGCUGUGGCCUGUUGAAGUCAGACCUGCUCCUAAUCUUUGAUAAUUGACCCAGCUGCACCUCCUUAGGGGUAAGAUUACUUUCUAUACUAUCUUUAUUCUAUUCCCCCACACCAUACCAGAAAGGUUUUACAGGUACAAAAAAAUAUUCUUGCUGAGAGAGUCAGUGCAUUGAGCCAGGUGGCUCACUUUUGAAAUGGGGGGAAAAGGGAACAGGUGCUUCACACAUAUUACUGUGGAAUUGUCAGCUUCACGAUGGACAUUUCA
Molecule: messenger RNA, 4154 nt
Organism: Motacilla alba alba
Lineage: Eukaryota; Metazoa; Chordata; Aves; Passeriformes; Motacillidae
Gene: TFDP2
Product: transcription factor Dp-2
Exons: 13
Coding region: 354-1709 (451 amino acids)
Biological process (GO): regulation of transcription by RNA polymerase II; regulation of cell cycle
Cellular component (GO): nucleus; transcription regulator complex
Molecular function (GO): DNA-binding transcription factor activity, RNA polymerase II-specific; RNA polymerase II transcription regulatory region sequence-specific DNA binding
Source: RefSeq, a predicted model, not a curated record